UGAUUAUCCUAUAAAAAGGCAUUCAUGGAGGGUUAGGUUCAAUAUCGGGUUUUGAGUUAUGAGUUAGGUUUUCAUUUGGAAUAUCAUCUUCUCCCCGAUUCACUUUUCACUCUUGUUUAGGCAUGGCUCCAGGAAGCAGCAGCAGCAGCAGCCCCGCCAACUUCUAUCAAGAAAUGCUCGAGUCUCGUGGUAUAGACCUCGAAAUGUUUGCCCAAUUUGGGCUCAGAACCCCACCUCCUUUAAGAAGAACAGACCCUUCUUCUUCUACUUCUCCUCCCUUAGUUAACCCGAAGCCUUUGCUAGAAUUGAACAAAACUGUAAGUGAUGUAAGCGAGUUACUCGAGUGCCCGGUUUGUGUGAAUGUUUUGUAUCCUCCAAUUUAUCAGUGUCCAAAUGGUCACACAAUUUGUUUGCAAUGCAAAACACUAGUGCGCAACCAAUGCCCGUUUUGCAGAUUCGAGCUAGGAGACAUUAGAUGUGCCGCUUUGGAGAAAUUGGCGGAAAUGCUAGAAUUGCCUUGCAAGAAUCAAUUUAUGGGAUGUGAAGAAGUAUUUUCGUACGAGGAGAGGUUGAAGCACGAAGAGAGUUGCAAGUUCAAGCCUUUUGAUUGUCCUUGCGAUUUUGAUUGCAAUGUCAAAGGCGACGUCAAGUUUCUCAUCACCCAUAUCAAGAACGAUCAUAGGGUUGAAUUCAAAAACAGUCCAAUCAUCAAUCAUCGAUUUGCUAACGCCACUCCACACCAAAUCCAAAACGCCACAUGGAAGUUGACUAUUUUGAGCUGUUUUGGUCAUCAGUUCGUUUUGCAUUUUGAGGCUUUCUACAUAGGAACAGCACCGGUUUACAUGGCAUUUCUGCGUUUUAUGGGGGAAGAAGAAGAUGCUAAAAAGUUCGGCUACACAUUGGAAAUUGGUAUGAGAGGGCGGAGUUUAACAUGGCAAGGAGUGCCGAGAAGCAUUCGCGAGAGCCACUGGAUGGUUCGAGAUAGCCUAGACGGUUUGCUUAUACAUAGAAACAUGGGUACUUUCUUCUCUCUUGGUGAUGGUAGAGAAUUGCAGCUUAUAGUUACUGGCAGGAUAUGGAAGGAAUGAAAUCGAGUUUUAUGUUUUGAAAACCAGUAUCUAUCCAUCUAUCAAUCCCUCUAUCAAUCCCUCUAUCAAUCCAUCUAUGAAUCCAUCUAUCAAUCCAUCUAUCAUGAGAACUGGAAUGUUGCUACUACCUAAUGUUUGUUUCUUCAAUUUGUUAUCAGACUUGUCAAAUUCAGUGUUUCUUCAAUUUGUUAUCAGACUUAUCAAA
Messenger RNA from Impatiens glandulifera, 1293 nucleotides. RefSeq names its product putative E3 ubiquitin-protein ligase SINAT1. The coding region runs from base 123 to 1088 and encodes 321 amino acids. The transcript has 4 exons. Gene Ontology annotation, molecular function: zinc ion binding; protein binding; ubiquitin protein ligase activity. Gene Ontology annotation, biological process: ubiquitin-dependent protein catabolic process; multicellular organism development. Lineage: Eukaryota; Viridiplantae; Streptophyta; Magnoliopsida; Ericales; Balsaminaceae. The record is from RefSeq and is a predicted model, not a curated record. Gene Ontology annotation, cellular component: cytoplasm.